This is a messenger RNA of Varroa destructor (honeybee mite), 10286 nucleotides long. RefSeq names its product sickie (gene sick). The record is from RefSeq and is a predicted model, not a curated record. Gene Ontology annotation, biological process: neurogenesis; nervous system development. NCBI's taxonomy places the organism in Eukaryota, Metazoa, Arthropoda, Arachnida, Mesostigmata, Varroidae. Gene Ontology annotation, molecular function: protein binding; ATP hydrolysis activity; ATP binding.
GUUAAUGGGAGCUCGUUGUUUUUAUGACGGCAUACCAGCAAUCGCAUCAAGAGUCAUUUUCCGUGACGGGCUGCUGUACGGGUGCUUCUGCGGCAAAAUAGUGAAGCUGUCCAUGUACAAUAGUUUCUUGAUACGAUUAAUAGUAAAUUUAAUGUAAUAACAUCGUCAUCUGAAAACGCGGACCACUCAUAAUUGAGGGUGGCUUUACGGGUGGGCCAAAUUAAAGCCAAUGAGUGUUGAUGGGGGAUGUUGCCAACACAACUGAAGUCAUAGCAGAUCUUCAGUUCAUCUCUCUGUAAAGGUAGAAGGCUGAAUUCCCUAUUGAACGAAGGCCAACAUGGAAGCAAAGUCUCAACAGAAGUCCAUCGUUGAGAUCUACGUAGACUGGGCCAACCAUUAUUUGGCACGGAGCGGCGUUCAGCGCCAUCUCGGAGCGCUCGAGACAGACGUUCGCGACGGUAUUCUUCUUGCGUUGCUCAUAGAGGCUGUCUUGCAAUGCAAGGUUCCCGCCGUCAAUUUUAAUCCUAUCACGUCUCAGCACAUGUUGGACAAUAUUAGAGCGUGUCUCGAUCUCCUCCAACAACUUGGAGUUGAUGUUGACGGCAUUUCGCCUCACGAUAUCCACGAAGGCCACACAAAGCCAAUCCUGAGCUUGUUCUUCGGUCUGAGCCGUUUCAAGCAGACCCACAAACAGGCACUCAAGAUUUCGGCAGGCUUUACCAUAGCUCCAAACGCUUUAUCACCAGGAACAGUUCCGUCUAUAAGUUCUUCGUCCUCGAGUUUGACAACUUCCAAUGAAAAAAUGGUCGCUGCUGAUCUGCUAUCUCCGCCGACGGAGAUUCAGUCCAGGUUGCCGACGUUGACGACUGGGCUGGCCCGAGUCUCGUUUCUUGAUCGGCCUGGUUCGACCUCGUCCGUGCCUCGAAGGUAUUCCGCACACCCCGUCCUAUUGCAGGAUAACAGCAAUCCAAGAUCGCAUCACACCCUUGGACAUUCAGGCCACGUGAAGAACCACUCUAGUAAUGGCCACACUGCUACCUCAGGCAAUAACAGUCUUAAUCGACACCAAACGUCUCAUCAACAUCCGCAGCAUCGCAUCAGUCCAGGUUCUCAGUCGGGUGUGGCUCAAAAUCCCAAAAGCGGCUUGGUUCCGCCGUCAUCACGCGGUUCUCGGUCUAGUUCACCGUCACUUGCCACAGGCCAUAUCACCAGCGGCCUUACAAAAGGCAUUCCGAACCUCUCGAAUCAGAAACAGAGGCCAUCGUCCCUUGGCGGCUCGACACAAUCCUUGCCACAGGCUGCUUCUGGAAGAUCGUCGUCUAUACAAAAACCUGGCUCUAUUUCAAGAGCGCCUAGUAGUCAACAGGUGAACCAGGUACCCGUAGUGUCUCAAUCUAGCAAAGAGAUCCCUAAACCGAAAAAAGGAACGACGCAUGAACAGACUUCAAAACAGCUCAAAGCCCCUUCGGUGGGAGGAUUGCCAAAAACGCAGAUUGCCCAGGUAACUAAACUCGAGCCAACAGUUCCAGUAGGGUCAUCCUCGCGCCUUCCUGCGACCACCCGGAAGGCCCCUGGGUCUUUUGGAAACGGCGGUUCAAGACCACUUGCAACGGGACAGAAUCAGGCAGCUACUGCACCCGUGCAGAACGCGAAUACGUCCGAUCAGCCACAAAACCUAUCCGGAUUUCAGGGUAACAGGUCGGUAUCUAGUGUAUCAUCGAUUAGCGAUUGUUCGUCAUCUCUCAAUGCAGCAGCAAACACUUCUGGCCUGCCGACGCCUCCAUCAGGGCUGCGCCCUCCUUCAGGCCAUUUUGGUCGGCCGAAACCUUCACGGCCUAGCUCCGUAGUUUCGACAGCGUCCAGCGAUCAUAACGGCACUAGUAGCAAUAGCUCCCGUAGAAACAGUCGUCUACUUCAAAUCUCCACGCCUCCUCUUUUACCGGAGGCAACAGCGUCAGCUCCGCCACCGCCACUACCCCCAAAAGAGUCUGAAGUUGAACAGAGUCCAUCUUCAUUUCCGCCACGGCCUCCUAAGGACGCGCCGCCUUUACCUCCGAAGGCCGAACAGCUCGAGCGAACCCCCUCACCUCCUCCGAGACCGGAAACGCGACGUGCAGAAGACUUAUCACCGAAUUGUCAUAUUCGCGUUUCAGAACGAAACGUUGAACUUCUACUGUCCGAAGAGCCACCUCCGGCUAGCCUAAACGAUAUUUCGCCCGUCGAAGACACCUGUGAAGAAGUUGAGUGUCCUUCCGCGGAUGACAGCGGUAUCUCGUAUGAAGAGCACACGUCAUCACCCAAGCAGAGUCCCGAUCUGCUACAACAAAGGCUAUCAGACAGUUCCUCGCUUGGUAGCUCCUCGCGAGAAAGCCACAUUUCACAGGAGGACAAUCAGCCAACCGUCCUUGAAACGACUGUCUCCGAGGCCGCGAAAAUCAUCGAGGCCGAGGAGAUCCAGACCGUCCAAUUAACGAACGUAUGUACACUGAACGAAAAGGCUGAAGAGGUGAACGGAGAGAGGGAACAGGAAGUGGAAAUCGAAGAAGACGAAUACGAAGAAGACGAUCUGUUACAUAGUCAUGAAGGAGACCUGCAACACUCGCAGAACAGCCAUUUUUCAUCGUUAUCUGACACAGUGCUUAUUGUAGAUCCAUUGCUGAUUAAGAUACCUGAACCGCCACAGUUAGAGAUAAAAUCACUGACGUUUCCAAAGCCGACGGCAGCUGUAAAGGGUACCCAGCAAACGCCGCCCGUGUUAGCAUAUCAAGCUGAACUUGAACUUGGACGUAAUACGUUGCCCCGCUGCGGUCCCGCCAUGCACAAGGUGGCGAUGGUCUCACCGAUGGUCAACUCGCACGGAACUAACAAUAAUAAGCGUUCUCUUGAAGAACUCAAGAAGUCGACAGACAUAACGGAACAGCAAAGUCAACGUAAAGACGAAGACGAAGAGAUUGACUCAAUCAGUCCGAUGCAGCCAUUACAACCCCGUAAUGCUCCUUAUGGCAGCUAUUUGCGCAGUCCGUCGGCAAACCAGCCGGGCAGCCAAGGAGCGCCGAAUCAAGGAAGUAGUAGGUUUAUUCCGGGAGGAAAGUAUCACGUUCCGUCGCUGCGGCUGCAGGCCGAUCCCUCGCGAGUGGCAUUUGCGCGCCACCUCUUAGCGGCUUCUCGGGAUAUGGCUAGGCUCAAGCAUCACCCACCGGGUCAAGGUGCCGUCGGGCAACUAGGACAACUAGGCGCACUAAAGGAUGACGUAGGAGGAUAUUUAUCGGACGGAGACGUACUCAGGCCCGGUCGUGGAGGAUGCGCCGUCGGAGUUCUGGAAGAAAUCCCGAGUGGCUACCUGAGCGAAGGAGGCGCUAGUCUUUAUCGAAGACGCCAUGACGUACAACAGCACUCCGCCCAACAGUCGCCACACGUUGGCUCAACUCACCUCGGUGCUAACCCGAUCAGUCAAUUAAGUAUCGGAGGUACUCAGAGUGGACAAAAUGGGCGUCCAAAUUCCAACCAUCCUCAGGGAGGCAGCACCCCACACAAGAAAAUGGACCCUAAACUUAUCAAUGUCCUAUGUGAUGACAGCUUAAAAAUUCCUCCGAUAAACACAACUGUGCUUCGUCAUCCCCGCGUCAGAGCUUUGGAUGACAGCAGUUCAGUGUCGUCGGGUUGUCUUUCGGAUACCUUUAACGAGAUUUCAUCAACCAAUGACGCUCUCACCGACUCUUCGCUCAGCUCCGACCCGUACGGGGUGCUCAAGCGACACGGACUCCAUGCACAUUCAUCGGCUCAUCUACAAGCGGUAGCUGGGGCAGCCCAACAGCAUACAGCGGCCCACAGCGGCAGCGCACGGAAUCACGGCAGCAGCACUUCUACGAAUGACGUGAACUCUUCACCGUCCCAUGUAUCGCAACAUCUUCAACAGUCGCAAGUACAAAGUCAAAACCCACAGGCACAGCAGGCACUAGCAAAGAGAAGCAAGGAUGCUUCGGAUCGCGGUGCCACUGGAAGCAGCGACAAAGAUAAGAAGGAUAAGGACAAGAACAAGAAAAAGGAGGCCAAGGCCAAAUCGAAAAUGAUGCUAAUGAUUCGAAAUGGAGUUCCUUCGAAUGAAGUCAAACUCUAUGGAACCGUCGAUCCACCGGAAGCGAUUUUCGAGGCCGCCAAGAGUGAAGGUCUCAUGCAGCAGCAACAGUCACAGAUGAUGGAGCAGUCAUCAACUUCUUCAAUUUUGCUCAUGUCUACCUCGAUCAAAUCUGCUCGACUGGAAUCCGCCGCAAGCGUUGGUUCACUCACCUCGACGAAAAGCGCACCAGCAAAGGCACAACAGGCCCAAGCAAUUGAUCCUACCGAAUGGUCCCCUUAUAAACGACGCGGAGGUCCGGAUGAUGAUGCUUACGCAACACUAGAGGGCAUUCAAAGGGCGUACCUGCAUCAGCAAGAGCAGCAGCAGCAGCAACAGAUCCAGUGGCAACAGACCAUGGCCAACGCGACCUCUGGCUCGAACAAUUCUAGCAGCUGUAGUAAUAACGGUCAAGGCCAAAACGGAGCCUCAUCCCUAGUUUCGCAAGGACCCUCAGGCCAUCAUUUCAUGCACCACCCGUCGUUGCAUCCACCGCGCAUUAGCAAGAGUCUUCUUCAUGAGGCCGAGUCUAUGGAAAGUCUCUUGAGUGCUCACUCCCAGCAACAGCAGCAGCAACAGCAAAUGGCUCAAGCCCAGUCGGAGAGCUAUCAAGGCCAGCAUCAGGCAUCCAGCCAUGGAAUGACCUACUACAACCACCACCAGCAAAGUAGCCAGUUAAUGGCUAGUAACAGCGGUGGUAGUCCUGGCCAGCAGGCCCUGCAGCACAUGCGGCUGAUGAUGCAGGCCCGCUCCCCUCAUUCCACCUCCCCAAACAGUGGCAACAACAAUCACCCCAACUUAAGUUUAAACAACAGUCCGUAUAGCUCGCCUCAAAAGGUGCUUCCUCAAAAAAGCCUGAAUGCUCCAACCUCCUCGCCUCAUUCAUCUAUUUGUUAUUCACCCCCGUCGACUCCCCAACGCUCGCACUCGUCCAUGUCCCAUCACCGUUCCGAUGCAACAAGCUACACUUCCCUACAAAGUUGCCCUACGCAGUACUCAUCGACGGCCGGCGCCGUCCGACCGUUGAUGGGUUCCCCUUUAACCUCGUCCCCGAUUUCACCCUACCACCAAUCGCAAUACCAACAGCCAUCAGCUUACGCCUCGUCUUCGCUCAAGAUAAACCGCGCCGAACGGAGACAGGCACUGGACUACGCCAGCAAGACGCUGCCACACAACGCGACAAUGGCAAGCGGAAGCUCCCGACUUUCCCAGGGAGGCUCCCGGUUCUUGUACGGCGGCUCUUCGGGUUUGAACCACGUCACUCCUCCGAGGAGCGUUCGCUUCCCCAAAGACGACGAAGGUGGCUGUGGUGGUUUAGGAUCUACGCUAUCGCUGGUGUCAACGACGUCCUCAAUGUACUCUUCUCCAGAAGAGCGUCACGCUCUUGAGCUCAGGAGACUCCGCAAAGAGCUCGAACAUUCAAACGACAAGGUGGUCACACUCACUGCCCAACUCACCACUAAUGCACAUAUGGUAGCUGCUUUCGAGCAGUCGCUUUCUAAUAUGACCAGCCGGCUACAGCACCUUACAGCUACUGCUGAGCAAAAGGACUCCGAACUUCUUGAGCUCCGCAAAACGAUUGAGGCGCUUCAACAGCAGAGCGCCGAAGCUGGUCUGACGAAGGCAGCACUUCAGUCGAUGCAAGCCGUUCAAAGAAGUAAGACCUUUAGUGGUCCCAAUGGAGACAACGCAUCUAAGUCGUUGCCUCAGCUGGCUCACCUACAAGCGGCUGGGUCAGGAUCUUUUAAGCAAGAUAGUAAAAUAGUGGAGACGUCCUCGCAGCUAGAAUCCUGCGAGGACUCUAGCUCCUCUUCGCUGAUUCUCGGAAAUAGGGAUUCCCACCAGCUCGUACAGCACCAUAGCAAGGACAAACGUGGCGUAGUGAUACGAAGGCAUACGUUUAACAAUCCUGUAGCGACGGUGGCCAACAACAACAAUAACAACAACAAUAACAACAACAACAACAACAACAACAACAAUAACAACAACAACAACAACCACAACGUCAAGGAGAACACUGGUGGUGGUGUACCUAAUGCUUUACACGGAACAAGUCCUUCGACAGGGCCUGCUAACGGAGAGAAGGAAAAAAAGUCAGGGAUCAUGCUGCCCCGACAGCUGUCGAAUGACUCGAUGUCGUCAGUGAACUCGGCUAACUCACAAGGAUCACAGCAAUAUCAACAGCAAGGCCAAAUCUCGGGCAACAGUAACAAUUCAGGCAGUUCCCUGCGAACGGAUAAGGAACUACAGGAUCCGACUGCUGUCGACAAAAAGGUUAAAAAGAAGAAGGGAUCUGGCUGGCUGAGAUCUAGCUUCGGGAAAGCCUUUUCUAGGGGCAGCGGCGGUAGCGGCAAGGGCGAAGAUACAAACGGUAGCGACUCGUCUGUGCCGAACUCGCCGCAGGUCCCCAGGAGCUGUCCACUGCCCCCCGCGCCUAUCCAGGAGAUGGCCGAAGGUGAUGAGGCAGACGACAGCCCACAGGCAUCCAUGGCGGGAAGACAACCUACGAUUGGUCAACAACAACAGCAGCAGCAAGCUAGUGGACAGCAACAACAACAACAACAACAACAGCAACAAGGGGCAACCCAGGAGUUAGUCGAUGACCUGCGUAAACAGCUAAGAGACAAGGAUAUGGUCCUGACCGACAUCCGGCUCGAGGCUUUAUCCUCUGCCCAUCAGCUUGAUCAAAUGAAGGAGAUCGUCACAAAACUGAAGAAUGAAAUAUCCCACUUGAAGGCCGAAAACGAGCGAUUAUCGCGUAUAGUUGGGAGUGGCGGAGUCGGGUGCGGCCAAAAUAAUGGCGGCACAAAUGGAGGGCAGAAUUCCGAGAACAGUUCAGCCUGUUCGAUACCUAGUUUACUCAAGGCACACUCACUUGAGUCGAUCGAAAAACGAUUAUCAUCUUCGGAUCAGUCGGGAUCACCCACGGUUGAUAUGUACCUUAAUGAUAACAUCCAGGAAAGCCGUGAUAGCAAACGCAUCCCGAUAUCGGUCCACCUCAGAAUCACUGGCGACCUUGACAAGAUGCAGCCAGGUGGCUCCGAUGAUGAGAUCUUCAUCGGAUGUGUUGCCGUUAGCAACAAGACGUCGUGGCCCCUACUGGACGCCAUCGUUCGUAAAGCCUUCAAAGAGUAUGUUCUGAAAAUCGAUCCAGCCUCGAACCUUGGGCUGAGCGCUGAGUCGGUUCAGUGUUAUCACAUCGGCAACCUGGUCCGUACGAAGGACACAAUUCCAGAGCUCCUUCCCUGCGGUUAUCUCGUCGGCGACGACAUGCAAAUCAAGGUAGUCGUCAAGGGAACAACCCAGCAGAGUUCGCUCGACGCGCUCGCCUUCGAGACGCUCAUCCCAAAGUCGGUGCUCGCACGCUACAUCAGUCUUUUGACAGAGCACCGUCGCAUUAUCCUUUGUGGACCAAGUGGGACGGGAAAAACGUUCCUUGCAGAAAAACUUGCUGAAUUCUUGGCCAAAAAAGAUAACAGUAACGAAAAAGGAGAAGGCACCAUUGCAACAUUCAACGUCGACCGAAACAGUCAGGCUGACCUGAAAGGUUACCUAGCCCAUUUGGCCGAACAGUGCACGAAAAGAACGGGCGCCGAAAAUGAAAUCUCGGAUACACCCCAAGUUUUGAUUGUAGAUAAUUUGCACCAUGUCGCAUCGUUGUCCGAUGUUUUCAACGGGCUCCUACAUGCAAACAGCGAAAACUGCCCCUACAUUAUUGGAACAAUGAAUCAAACAAGAUGUUCGACGACAAACCUUCAACUAUCGCACAACUUCCGUUGGAUACUCUGCGCCAACCAUAUUGAGCCUGUUAAAGGACUUCUUGGCCGAUGUUUGCGUCGGAGACUGGUAGACCACGAAGCGCGGACGAACCUAAGGAGUAGCCCUGAACUUCAGCAGGUCAUCGAAUGGAUGCCCCAAGUUUGGAUGCACAUUAAUAAGUUUCUCGAGACGCACAACUCAGCGGAUGCCACGAUCGGUCCCCGUCUGUUCCUCAGUUGUCCGCUGGACGUCCUAUCGGCACAGGUCUGGUUUAAAGACUUAUGGAAUUUUACUUUAGCCCCGUACCUUAUAGAAGCAGCUCGUGAAGGACUCCAGCUAUAUGGUCAGCGGGCCGUAGGACCCUGGGAAGAUCCGGUAGAGUGGCUUAAACAAAGCUACCCCUUCGAACACACGCGGGCUAGCCAAGAACUGUCGACCAUCCGCGAAGAGGAUAUUACCUCUGGUGAAAGCACUACCCUCUCAAAUCGGGAUUCUGAUCCUUUGUUGAAUAUGCUGAUGCGUCUUCAAGAGGCAGCCUCGUAUUCACCUCAAACGAGCAUCAGCGAAACUCCUGCGGAUUGUAACUAGGCUUCAAGCUAUAAAUCUAUUUCUGUUUGAAGCAGCAGUAUCGAGCUCUGCCAGGUUAACAAGGGCAUAUCCUACAGAGAGAAACAUGUACGUCGGCCGUUUAUUGUAGAGAAGACGAUUAACAUUUGUCAACCAAGCUAGUACCCGUACGUAGAAUCCUAAUCCCGUACGUCCUGCGGCAUGAUCCAGGUGUUCUUGGGGCGUUGACAGCGAGACGUAAACAGUAAGGGAGCCGAAUUCCAAACAGGAGGAGGUUGACUCAACUUUCAUUACCUUCAAAGCUUACAACGUACAGCUGAAGACGACUACAAAGACUAUCAUCUGCUCAGCGAGAACCCAUCGAUGUAACUUGUAUAAAAUGUAUCAUAUUCCUCAAUAGAUAGUACGCUGAGGUAUUAGAUACCGAGGAUUGCCAAUCGAAACUAAUUCAUAUUCAGCCAUCUACCUACUGAGACGGAAAAUCUGCGGAGAGUGCGACCGGCACCUCGAAUGCGUUCAGUGAAGUAUUUAGCUGACUGAUUUUCUGCAUGUCGUGCGAGCUUGUGAGAAUACACAUACGAGAACGUGUUCGAACUGCUAUGAUUCAGCUCAGCUAUAUAUCCUAUGAUGAUGGUGGAAAAAAGCGACUAAAUGGAGCGGACGGCAACGACGAGAUCAAAAAGCCUCGAAUGGAGGAGCUAGAUAUGGCUCGUGUGCUGGCCAUCAUGCGGCAGCCGUAUCGAACGGACAUUUGUUGAAAUCUAUGGCAUGUCACAUCAGAAAUCGAUCAGAAAUUUUUGUGGAAAGCUCAAAACGAGAACAAACAGUGAAGAUCACAAGCAGGAAAAUUGAUUGUACUGAAAAGCUGGUUGAUGGUACACGAAUAUCUGAUUGUCUCAAUGAGCGUUUGCUUCUUUCUUUUCUUCUGGUAACGGAAGAUGACGGAACCUUUAUUAUUCUAUAAUAGUAUGACGAAAGAGAUUAUUAUAUUAUGAAGAUAGCAACGUCCCCCUACCAAAACGUAUCGGUUUCUAUUUUUUUCGACCAAAGAUAAGUGAUGAUAAGGAGAAACGCAAUGCAGCAAACGAAACAAAGAAAAAUAAAUAAACCUUUGUAAUAUACCUGGGAAGUUUGUACGUUUUGUUAUUCAAUAUUCAUAACAAACUAAUAAUAAAAUAUUAGUAUUUUAUUUAUAGCUUUUAGUACUUCUCAGUAACAAUGUAAGAGCAGAAGUCAAAGGUUUAAGAACGUCAUUAUAUAUACACCGAUACAUAUAGGAAGGUGGGUUAUUCGGGGGAGCUGAAACGCCACAUGGUAUGAAUUGAGACAGACCAAUCGGCUAUUAUAUUUUGGUUUCUAAUCGAGGCCAAGGAACCAGUUCUCUAAUCGUUAUUGAUCGAUAACAUGCGUUGAUUGAUGAAAUUAAUUGGGCACCAUGAAAGCAACAUGUCCCGUCUGUAUUUACUCUGGUAGUCCCAAACGUACUUACUUUCUAAUAUUGGUAUUGUGAAAUCUAUGUAAGAUAACAAUAAGAAAAACACUCUGUCGUUCGGUUGAGUUACACAAGCACCGGUCAUCUGCCCAGCUACGCUUCUUUCUUAAAAUCGCAACGACUGAAGCUUCCGUUUUCGACUGUUACGCGGAAUGACACGGUUAUAAUACCAGAAAAGCCCUAGUGCAAAUGUGGUGAUGAUUGUAAUGCAUAAAAGUGCAAGGCAGGCUAAAUACCUAAAUGCCCACUCGCGGUAUCUCAAUUCAACCGACCCAGAGUGCGUAGUUCCAGCGCCGUUUUUAGACAUACCACCAUUAUAAAAAAAAAAAAAAAAAAAACUAGAUUAAAAUAGGG